AUACAUUUUUUACUAUGUUUUAAUAGGCAAGGAAAAAUUAGACUAAGUAAAUUUUAUUCAACGUUUACACAUGCAGAAAGAAAUAAAGUUACAAGAGAAGUUUCAAAUUUAGUUUUAUCGAGAAGUCCAAAGCAUUGCAACUUUAUAUUGUGGAAAGAAUAUACUGUGGUUUAUCAAAGAUAUGCUUCAUUAUUUUUUGUUUUUGUAACCGAUAAUAAAGAUAAUGAAUUAAUUACAAUAGAGGCAAUUCACAAAUUUGUUAUUUUAUUAGAUAUGGUUUUUGAAAAUAUUUGUGAAUUAGAUUUAAUAUAUGAAUUUCAAAAAGCUUAUAUGAUACUGGACGAAUUUCUAUUAGCAGGUGAACAACAGGACUCAAGCAAUAAAGAAAUUUUAAAAGCAAUCAAUGAAGCUGACAAUUUAGAAAAGUCAUUACUAGUUUCGGAAGCUUUAGAUGAACACUUUUUAUAA
Messenger RNA from Dictyostelium purpureum, 468 nucleotides. RefSeq lists its product as uncharacterized. Gene Ontology annotation, molecular function: clathrin-cargo adaptor activity. NCBI's taxonomy places the organism in Eukaryota, Evosea, Eumycetozoa, Dictyosteliales, Dictyosteliaceae. Gene Ontology annotation, biological process: vesicle-mediated transport; protein transport. The record is from RefSeq and is a predicted model, not a curated record. Gene Ontology annotation, cellular component: AP-1 adaptor complex; intracellular membrane-bounded organelle. The annotation marks the transcript as partial. The transcript has 2 exons.